AGGAGGCUCGGUAAUAACGGUCGUACGGGACGAGUCAUUUUGGUGUCGGCGUCGACGCGAGGACGCGACUCUGAGGCUACUACCAGGAUUCCGGACAUCGCUGCCAGUUGUCGAAGCAUCGUGGUCAAGCGAUAUCCGAUACUCCGUCUCAGGACGGCUAUACCACUCUCAAAGGCGCGCUCGACUCCGACAUGUCCUCGUACCCGGCCCUCGCACGUGUUCUCCAGAUACAGGAGGAUACGGACUCGGAGAAGCUUAGCGCCCAGUUAACGAGCGCAAUCCUGUCAUCUGUGCACGACCAAGCUUCGCGCCUCACUUUGGAGGAGAUCUACGAGUCUGUCUCCGCCUCAGAUGGAGGCGCUCUUCUGGACCCGCUGGGCGUGUUGCCCCGCAUCUUGCCCUCGUCCUCUCCCGGCGCGCGAGAUCUGAUAGCGUACAUGGGCCAGCAUAGCAAUGCGCGAGAAGCCAUGAUUGCCUUGCAGGAAGCCACGGAGCGCCUCGAGCUCGAUAUGCGCGAAGGUGAAGACAAUGACGAAAGCGACCAGUCGGAGAAGCCUUCUGGCUCUCCACCGCCCUCUCUAGGCGCGCCCGCGCAGCUCGUGCGGCUUGUCGAUUUGUACGGAUGCGUAAUUCCUCGUUUGGAGGUUCGUCGGCGGACCCCGUUGGAUACGUUGCGUCCAGUGUUGAGCGGUCUGGACGAUGCACUCUCGCUGGCGGUGGCUCACGCAGAUAAAAGACAGGGGCGCGAUAUCAUCGCAGCUGUAGCGCGGCUGGUGGGCGAGGCAACCCGAUGGGUACGCACAAAAUCCGUAGAGCACGAAGAUGAGAUUGUGGCCUGCAAUAAAAUCCUCAAGUCACUCCUUGAUUCGACGCUUGAAGGCUAUCAGGCAAGCAUCGACUCUUCCCUUGCACAGCGGACAUUCCAACAGUAUUUCCCGCGGCUUGUCUUCCGAUCUGCUACUAGACAAGGGUGGGAGGCGGGGGAACAGGCACUCCAGGCAGCCCAGAAUGCCUCGACGACGUUGGGUAACAGCGAGCGAUCCCUGUCCUCUGAACCAUCCGUCGUUUCUCUCAUUCUCCUAGCACACUCACCUCCAAGUAACGUCUCCCCCCUUACGCUCUUAUCCACUUUCCUCCCGACCGUCAUCCACUGCAUCCAAACGAGCACCGCCCUAGACGAAACCCUCGCCUUGCUCCUGCACGCUCUGCACCGCGCGCAGGCAUCCGACCCCCCGCUCACGCUAGACCCCUCCACAUCCGUGCCCCUCGCCUCGCUCCUCCCCACCCUCGCCUCCUCGCACCCCGACCCGCCCACGCGGCACCUCGUCUUCCGGCUGCUCUCGAUGGUGCUCGCGCUCUCGCCGCCACUGCUGCGCCUCCAGCUCCUCCGGGACAUCCUCACAGACACGGAGACGACCUCGCCGCAGAUGCGCGUGGCGGCGGUUGGACUGGUGAAGGAGGCGGUGUUGCAGGGCCUGGCUCAGCCUGAGGGUACGAGUGUCUUCGCGUCCCCGGCGCUGUUCCAGGCGAUCGGGCCUGUUUUGUUCCGUGCAGACUUGCCGCGUACGCUGCAGCUGGACGAGUUUGUGGAGAGUGGGGAAUCAGCGAGGUUGAGCGAGGUGUUGGCGUUUUAUUAUGUGGUGUUCAUGCGGGACUCGGGGAAUAGAACUGGCAUCCGGGACCCGGACAGGAUCGCUGCUGUGCAAGGGACGCUGCUCGGACCCUUACGGGUUCUGCUCGAUAACUGGUUAACGGAACUCCCUGACACUCAUAGUCAUGAUAUGGGGACGAUGGCUUUGGCAUCUCUCGAGACGAAUUUAGAACGUGUGGAAAAUGGGGACCCUCGGCUUUCUAUGCCCAGAACGUAG
This is a messenger RNA of Gloeophyllum trabeum ATCC 11539, 1868 nucleotides long. RefSeq lists its product as uncharacterized. Lineage: Eukaryota; Fungi; Basidiomycota; Agaricomycetes; Gloeophyllales; Gloeophyllaceae. The transcript has 9 exons. Bases 192 to 1868 code for a protein of 558 amino acids. The record is from RefSeq and is a predicted model, not a curated record.